This is a messenger RNA of Melopsittacus undulatus (budgerigar), 1354 nucleotides long. Its product is annotated as protein ABHD14A. Gene Ontology annotation, cellular component: cytoplasm. Lineage: Eukaryota; Metazoa; Chordata; Aves; Psittaciformes; Psittaculidae. The transcript has 4 exons. The record is from RefSeq and is a predicted model, not a curated record. The coding region runs from base 458 to 1204 and encodes 248 amino acids.
AACCAGAGCCGAACUGCGUCGGGCCCCAGCCGAGCUCCGGCCGAGUCGAGCCGACUGCAGCCGAGAGCCCCACCCGAGCUCUGCCGAGCACCGCCGAGCCCUUGCCGAACCGACCCGAGCCCUGCCCGAGCCUCGCCGGGCUCCUCUCCCGGCACCAGCCCUUCUUCCGCCAGCCCCGGCCCCGGCUGGCAGCGCUCGGGGCCUGCAGCGCUGCGGCCUCCCGGCAGGCGGAGCCGGGGGCACCGGGUGAGGGCCGAGCCGGGGGAGCCGCAUGUCCCGGCUGGAGCUGCGGGGCGGCAGCGCCGGCGGCCGGGGCAGCGGCAGCUCGGGAGGCCGGGGCCGAGCGGCGCAGCCAGGCUCGCCCCGGAGCUGAGGACAGGACUGCGGGUUGGGGCCUGUCCUCUACAGCGGUGGGGUUUGGGGCUGCAGGCCCCUGAGUGCCCUUUCCCUUCUCCGGAUGCCGCUCACCCGCAGCCGCCUGGGGCUCCUGCUCCUCGGGGUGCUCUUCACCUUCCUCCUCUACCUCCUGCACGGGCAGCGCUCGGCCGGUACCCGGGCUGACGAGGCCAGCGCCACCGCCCGAACGAGGAUGGCUGCGGCAGAGCCCCCUGUGUUCUGCAGGGAGGUUCCUGCAGGGCCUCGGGGCAGCGGCACUGACGGCUCCCGCAGGCCCGAUGUCCUGCUCCUGCACGGCCAGGCAUUCACCUCCAAGACAUGGGAAGCCUUGGGCACACUGGCGCUGCUCGCUGGAGAAGGCUACCGUGCGGUCGCAAUAGAUCUGCCUGGCUAUGGGGAUUCACCUCCUGCGGAGAUGGUGGCUACAGUGCAGGGCCGGGUGGCUUUCCUGGACCAUGUCCUCCGGACACUGGGCAUGCAGAGGCCUGUUCUCGUCAGCCCUUCCAUGAGUGGCCGCUUUGCCCUCCCCUUCCUCCUGGCACAUGGGGACCAGCUGUCUGGCUUCGUGUCCAUUGCGCCCGUGGGCACCAAGGACUACACUGCUGAGCAGUACCAGCGGGUCCAGACACCCACCCUGAUCCUAUAUGGUGACCGUGACACAAGGCUGGGCUCCCAGGCCCUGCAGAGCCUGCGGCACCUCCCUGUUCACCGUGUGGCCGUGGUGCCCGAUGCUGGCCAUGCGUGCUACCUGGACAAGCCGGAGGACUUCCACCGGGCUCUGCUGGGCUUCCUGCGCCACAUGAAGUAGGCGCUGCCUCAUUCCCUGCCUAGUGGAGGACUGGGACGCACAGGGGGGAUCUGUUCUCUUUUGAGGUGUCCCCAGGGUGGCAGGGGACAAUGACUGAGAGUUUCUUCUGCUGGCAGGGCAGGGGAGGCCAAUAAACUGAUGCUGCUCUGC